GACCACACUGUUUCCUCUGAAACAGCUGUUUUCACAACAACAAAAACUGCGAACGCUUUUGUGUUCCAAAUUUUACGUAAUUCGUAUUGUGAAUUAUCCGCCAGCAAAAUGUCGCUCAUCCGCCAAGUGAUGUGCAGAAGCAGCGUCCAGCUGCAGCUGUAUCAGGCCAACAAGCUUGCUGCUGCCGCCCGUUGGGCAUCCUCCUCGUCGACAGACACCGGACCGCUGGACCCCAAGCUGGCUCUGGCCCUGCCCGAAGAGCUGGAACAGCGUAACAAACUCAGUGGCAAGAUCACCGUGCCCACGGCCGUCAAUCUCGGUCCCAUCUCCGGCGUGCCCGACGAACAUCUGAAGGAGCGUCGCGUACGCAUCCACAUCCCUCCCAAGAACGCCAUGCAGAGCGGAACGGACAACAUCAACACCUGGCAGAUUGAGUUCGACAACCGCGAGCGCUGGGAGAACCCGCUGAUGGGCUGGGCCUCCACCGGUGACCCACUGUCCAACAUGAACGUGCAGUUCGGCAGCGAGGAAGAGGCCAUCACCUACUGUGAGCGCAACGGCUGGCGCUGGUAUGUUGAUGGCGCGGAUAAGCCUAAGAAGGAGCGUGUCAAGAACUACGGCGUCAACUUUUCAUGGAACAAGCGCACGCGCGUCUCCACCAAGUAAAUGGCCAACCGCUGGCUAGGAUUCACAUAGACAAACACUAUUUUUUUUUUCCUUCUCUUUGUUCAUAACCAAAAACACCGAAUAAACCGACCGGAACCGGAGAAAUUCGAUCUAGA
Drosophila serrata is the source of this 782-nucleotide messenger RNA. RefSeq names its product NADH:ubiquinone oxidoreductase subunit 18 (gene ND-18). Lineage: Eukaryota; Metazoa; Arthropoda; Insecta; Diptera; Drosophilidae. Gene Ontology annotation, cellular component: respiratory chain complex I. Gene Ontology annotation, biological process: electron transport chain. The record is from RefSeq and is a predicted model, not a curated record.